GCAGACUGGAAUCGGUUUCUUCACGCACAUUGCAGUUUCGCUGCUUUGCCUGGUUCCCUUUCUGAACGUCCGCUCUACCACGCAUCGCUGCCUUUUCCUGCCUUCGAUGUAUGCUGCAUAUGUGACAGGCAUGUGCCUGAAGAUCACGCUCUUCCCGCCCGUUGCAGCUGAGCGCCCACGUUGCAGGAUCGCAAAGGUGCUGCGUAUGGAGAGGCUUGUGAGGGAAGGAUCUGUACCAGUUUGGUUUCCCAAAUUAGCGGCCGCAGUGUAUGUGCUGAUGGUCCUUCAACUGGACUUGGGCCAUUCCUUCCAGUCAAUCGCAAGAUCGCAAAGAAGGAGCUACCUCAGCGCGACUCCUCAGCGACAUGACUACAACUGCUGGGGUACUGACCAGCAGGAUGUUGCUGAUUGCGUACUGGUGCGGCAUGGGGGCUGUACCAUGUUCGUAUCUUUCUACACCUGCCUGGUGUUCAUGGCGGUGUGCAACCGGAGCGUGAAGGGAUCCGACAUCGUGGAGAAGCAUCAGAA
Symbiodinium pilosum is the source of this 528-nucleotide messenger RNA. The record is from the annotation of a GenBank genome assembly. NCBI's taxonomy places the organism in Eukaryota, Dinophyceae, Suessiales, Symbiodiniaceae.